AAUGAAAGAUACUACAACUAGACGUAUAUUUGAGAAAGAGAAUUAAGCAGAGGUUUCAAAUAAUAUUGAAAAAAGAAAUAAUCAAAAAUCAUUAACACAAUUAGUUUCAUUAACUCUUCUGAAUCAUUAACCAAGUAAUAAAUGAUUAUUAAUAAAGAUUUCGAAUUCAAGAGUAUUGAUAUAAAAUAGUAAUAUUCUCAAUAAAACUAUCUUACAUAAAGAAAUCCUAAUGUUCCAAGUUUACAUUAUAGACCUGAAUAAAAAUAAAAAACUACAAUAUGCACAACUAUUUAGAUAGUAUUUUAUUAAAGAUAUUUAAUUAGUAUUCUCCAAUUAAAGUUAGAUAGACAACUUAAAUUAGUUAAAGUAUACAAUAAGAUUAAUCAUCUAAAGAAUCAAAGUUUUAAUAAAAUAGAUUCAUAUAUAAUUAUGGUGAUAUUAUAUUGACAAAUUACUAAAUCUAUGAUGCUAUUUAAAAGUUUGAAUUCUUAAAAAAACACUCAAUCAAUAGUUCUCUUAGAGCUAAGAUGAUAGAUUGGAUGAUAGAAGUGAUGACAUCAUAUAAAUGCAAAGAUUAGACAUUCUUUAUGGCAGUAAGAUUAAUGGAUUAAUAUUUAAAUUAAUCAUAAAAAUCUCAUGUUCCAUAAGAUAUGCAUUUAAUAGGAGUUACAUGCAUGUUUAUAGCAUGUAAAUUUGAAGAGGUUUAACCAGUUAAAUUAUAAAUUGUCCAUGAAAAAAUAGCACAUAAAAAAUUAACAAAAGAAGAAAUUAGAGAGAAAGAGAAUUAAAUUGCAUAAGCUUUAGAUUUUAAAUUUUUUGGAACUACUUUAUAUGAAAUAAUAACAAUAACUUUACAAAUGAUAAAUUAAUAUUAAAAAUUACAUCAAAUAGUAGUUUAUUUAGCCAAAAUGAUAUUAUAUGACUACUAAAUUAUUAGCUAAUUUAAUUACUCUUUAUUAUCAGCUGCAUGCAUAAUAAUUGGAUGUAAUUUAUCAUGUUAAGAUUAAAAUGAUGAAAUUGUAAUUAUAUUAAAUUAAUAAAUAAUAGAUUGCUUAAGUCUUGUAACUCUUAAAUGUAGAUAAAGAUGCCACUUUAGAUUUAUCAAAUAAAAUAUUAAAUUUGGCUAAAAAUUUUGAUAAAUAAUUCCAGAAUUUAGAAAAUUUAAAAAAAUUCAAUAAAAAUUCAAUUUUAGAUAUUGUUAAAUUACAGAAAUGA
This is a messenger RNA of Paramecium pentaurelia, 1215 nucleotides long. The record is from the annotation of a GenBank genome assembly. Lineage: Eukaryota; Ciliophora; Oligohymenophorea; Peniculida; Parameciidae.